CCUUUCAUAUGACUUCCUCUUCACUUUUAGCAAAAAAAAAAAUUACACUGAACGUAAAAACCUUGUAUUUUUUCAGUGCCACUUUCUUCGAGAGUACUGAACAUAGCAUUAAACAUCACAGGAAUUAAUAUUUUACAAUCUAAUGAUGGGAAUGCAGUGUUUGUGGGUUGCUAGGACGAAUUAUUUACCUUAGUUAGCAGCCGUGCUACUACCGUACAAUGAGGCGAUGCUAAUGUCUGUUAGCUCUGAGCGAGUCCACACAGCCUUAUGAUAAUCAUUUGGUUGAACGUGGUGGGAGUUCUGGUACUAUUAGAAGAUUUUGCAGCUUUAUUCUAAUAUCUUUCAGUAAUGGAAGAAGUUGACAGGAUUUUAAUCCACUCUCUAAGACAGGCUGGCACUGAUAUAGAUGAAGAUGUGCAGAGUGUUAAGCAGUUCUCCAGUGAGCUCAUAGUGCAGGCGGUGGUACGAUGCUUGCGUGUGAUUGACCCGGGUGUGGGCAGUGGACUCUCUCCCACGCUGCCGCCUGGUAUGUCUGCCCGCUUCAGGGUGGGCAUGAGCCUGGCCCAAGCCUGCCAGGACUUGGGCUAUAAGGGAGAAAUUGGCUACCAGACGUUUCUAUACAGUAAUGAGCCAGAGAUCCGCUCUUUACUCAUGUUCCUGGUGGAGAAGCUGCCCAGAGAGAGUGCAGAGGUUUCUGACCAACCAGCAGGGAAGUCUGCUCUCCUGCAGAAAGCCAUAGCAGCCCAGAUUAAAGCUCAGCUGGCAUUGCCUUGGCUCCCUCCAUUCUGCAGACUGCCCCUGCAUCGCAAAACCCAGAGUCCUGGUCCAUGUCACAAUUUCAGUGCCCAGCCACUGAGUCUCCCAUACUCACUGAAAGGUCCUGCCAAGAAACAGUCUAAAGAAGUGAAAGAGUAUUGGAGGGAGUAUUUGCUGCCCGUAACAUCUCAGCCUUCUCAAGCCACCUCAGUGCCUGCCUCUCUGUUGGAGAACCAUGUUUCAGAACUCAGCGCAGCACAGGAGUGGGAGAACGAGUGGAACAGCCAAGGCCUUCUCUCCAGACUCACUCCUGAGGACUAUCGCUCAAGGAAAAGAAUGCGGCUGCAGAAGCGAAUAGAGGAGCAGCUGAGGGCGGCUGCCCAGCCUCGGCCCGACACACACAACGCCACACGUUCGACCUCUGACCUUUCCGAGCUGUUAAACUCCUUCGCUGGGGCUACAGCAGGAGGAGAUGUCUUGACCAAAGGCACACGCUUCACCCACUCUGAGAAAUUCACCUUCACACAGGAACCUGAGAAAGCCGCUCAGCAGAUGGCAGCAGCAGCAAGUGCACUUCCCAGCUCCCACCAAUCAGAGGAGGACCUAAAGGCCCAGCAGGAGGCAGAACUGUCUGCAAUCCAGCAGCAACUACAGCAGCUUUCUGUCCAAAUGGAGGAGGUGGGCGGAGACAUAAGGCAGCUCACAGUGUCCAUUCACCAGGUGUCAGAUGAGCUGAAACAGAGAGAGGUACGUAAUUCGGAGAAGGAAAGCACCAUCAGGGUUAAAAAACAGACCAUCGACCUCCUACCAGAUGCCGAGAACAACCUGAUCAAAUUACAGAGCCUGGUGGAGGCAAGCUCUAAGCGAGUGGUUCACUUGGCCUCUCAGUGGGAGAAACACAGAACACCACUUAUUGAUGAACACCGUCGACUCAAAGAACUCUGCAGUAAUCGAGAAAUGGAGUCCUCCAGAAAGUUAUCUGAAAUCAAAGACCUUCAUGAUAAAAUCCGACAGUCUGCUGAAGAGGCCAAAAAGAAGGAGAGCCUAUAUAAACAGCUGAUCACAGAGUACGAGACUUUGCCUAAAGAUGUCUCCCGCUCAGCCUACACUAUGAGGAUCCUAGAAAUUGUCGGCAACAUUAAGAAACAGAAGGAGGAAAUCACAAAGAUUUUGUCGGACACUAAAGAUCUGCAGAAAGAGAUUAACGGACUUACAGGAAAGCUUGACAGAACAUUUGCUGUAACAGAUGAACUGGUUUUUAAGGAUGCCAAGAAAGAUGAAUCUGUUCGUAAAUCUUAUAAAUACCUGGCUGCCUUACAUGAGAACUGCACCCAGCUUAUUCAGACUAUUGAGGACACAGGCAGCAUUAUGAGAGAGAUCAGAGAUCUGGAGGAACAGAUUGAGACUGAAAAUGGUAAAAAGACUGUUAGCAACCUGGAGAAGAUUCUGGAAGACUACAAGGCUAUUCGACAAGAAAACUCUGCCCUAGCAGCUAAGAUAAGAGAAGGUUAACUCAAACGGGGAAGUGUUUACCGGGACUAUACAGACACUAUGAUCGGCUCUGAUGGUAACACUAGUGUCACUCCAUCUCCAAGCUUAUGAGCCAACUGUGAUCCAACGUAAUUCCAACCCAAACAGCUACAAAGCUGCUUUUGGCUGGAGAUGUGGACACAAUACUCUUUUGUAUCAAAAUGAAAGAAAUUUAGUUUGUUGUGAAAAUGUUGGAACCAUUUGAAUGUAUUCUGAUCUUCUCUUUUUCCCCCUCAUUUGGCCUUGACUGCAGUGGUUCAAGAAGGAUUGGUACAUAUGCUUUGCCUGUAAAUACACAAUGACAACUUUAUUGUGUAGCCAAAAAUGUCCAUUAACUGUGACCCCUGUUAGUCAAAAUAGCUAACGAGAGCACUGGAAUCUUACAGAGAUGUGGUUAAAUUUAGGACGCUAUGCAUGAGUUUGAAAAGAUUUUCAGAGCGACCCAUCUUAUGUAGCAUCUAUGCUAUGUAGGAUCUUAUAUAACAUCUACGUAGUGUCUUGCACAUGGGUUUGAACUGCAAUAUGAAUUUGCAAGAGGUGAUCUAAAAUCAGUGUUUGCCUCUGAUCUACAGCAGUCAAUCAAGUCAUAUAAUUGAGUAAGCUUAUCAUUGUCUUUAACUGUUAAGCCGAGAACACUGAUUGUUUCCUACAUCUCAUAUCCUGAGAGAAUUAGGAUUAACAAUAAGUCCAAUCAAGUAUUAUCUCAAAAUGGCUUCCAAUUAGAGCCAAUCUCUAAUGUGUUUGAUUUUAGAGAUACCACACACAAAAACAAUGGUUGCCAAUUUCUUUUUAAUCAACGUGUCAUAUGUGGAUACUUAGUCUAGUCGAACAAAUAAACUGUCCAUGUUUCUUGUACUGCAAAUUAUCUGUGGCAGAAUGAUUGACUGCAGAUUAGCUGGAGUUAUUAUGAAUCAUUAGGCCCUGUUGAAUGUUCCAACUAAUGUGCAAAAAUUGAGCAAAUCUCCACCAAGGAACGGUUUAGAAAAUCCAGCUUCUUUUAUACCAUUGUGAAAUUCUUGUCACUCAUUUGAUUAAAAAGAAUGCAAAAAGAAGUAUUAGUGAAAUGUAUUUCAAAUUUUGUGUACUUUUGCAUACUGAUAUAAUAAUACAUACAUUAAUGCAUCAUAAGUGUUUUGUAUUUCCUCUGAAAUAUUUAUCAUAUUAGGCUUUUGUGUCUGUCUGAGAAAUGUCCUCACAAACACAAAUGUGAGGUGUAAACAUAAGGGUUAUUGAUCCUCUAAGUCCAGAUGUAGUGUUGAGGACAGUGUACGUGAGCGCACAUUCAUCAGCUGGGCUACUAAUCAGUAAGGCAAACCAUGGAUAAGGAUACAGAGACAGGAAGCGUUUGCUUAAUUCUUAUCAGUUUCUUGAAGUCAAGAUUGACGUUUCAGGAUACAAAAUUGCAUAGUUUGUUAUAGACAAAUUGACAUGUAUCCUUUGCAACACUGCAACAGUUUUGAUGCUGAUUUUUCUGUUACUUCUAUUUAUUGAAAGACUCUAUUUCUUUAUCAUUCAUUCUGUCAUGUGUCAUUAUGCCGGUUUCCAUGUAGAGGUGGCUAGAUAGAAUUGGGUAAAGAAUAUUUUAUUGAGAACCACACAGAUAUUUGCACACAAUGUUGGAGUUUAACUUUUUUUUUUUUUAAACAUGUCAAGGCUAAUUCUAAAUCAACACAAUGGAGAUCUUUCUUAUGGAAGCUAUAGUAGAGACUCAGUCAGUCUUCCAGGGCAACCGGAAUUAGCAGAAGUGGCUUUAGUUUUGGAUAGGCAAAGUAACUUAGGCUUUUACUAGGCCUGUCACGAUAACUACUUUUGUUGGACGAUAUAUUGUCCCUGAAAUAAUUGCGAUAAACUAAAUUAUUGUCAUUUUAAGACUAUUUUAUGCCACCGAUAUAAUAAUAUAAUAGCAUAAUAAUGGAGGUACAUUCAUUCAAAGAGCAAUGAACUUUUAAUUCGUAAGAAUAUUCAGACAUUGGUAUUGGAAUGUUAAAAAUAGUUUUUGUCUUCUGACGAAAAUAUCCUUUACAUUUAGUCAGUAUUUCGUCAUGGCAUAUUUAUUCAUUUUACUCUGACUAAAAUGGCAUUUAGUAUUAUUCACUGGCAUUUUAAUUGAUGAGAAAAUGCAAAAAUUAAACCAAAUAUUCACACAUUUUAUAUAUUAGCAAAAACAUGUGAAAACUGCUCUUGUUGUGAACCUGAUCUCCUGAAAUAUUACAAUGAGU
Molecule: messenger RNA, 4505 nt
Organism: Ictalurus furcatus (blue catfish)
Lineage: Eukaryota; Metazoa; Chordata; Actinopteri; Siluriformes; Ictaluridae
Gene: ccdc22
Product: coiled-coil domain containing 22
Exons: 16
Coding region: 349-2268 (639 amino acids)
Biological process (GO): positive regulation of ubiquitin-dependent protein catabolic process
Molecular function (GO): cullin family protein binding
Source: RefSeq, a predicted model, not a curated record